Molecule: messenger RNA, 1050 nt
Organism: Eremomyces bilateralis CBS 781.70
Lineage: Eukaryota; Fungi; Ascomycota; Dothideomycetes; Eremomycetales; Eremomycetaceae
Exons: 4
Coding region: 291-803 (170 amino acids)
Cellular component (GO): membrane
Source: RefSeq, a predicted model, not a curated record
UACACCAGGAAUGCUUUAUACAGUAUUUCCUGGUUUGCUUGUGUUAUGAUGAUGCUGCGCUGACAGAACUUGAUUCGUUUGACCCUUCAUCACCAGCAUCCGGAGAUCCCAUUGCGUAAGAUAUCCGUCACUGUCACCCGUUCCUUCACCCAUCAUAUAUCACCUUAAGUAGCCUGCCUGCUUCCACUUCGACACACUGGUUCUUCUCCUCUUCACCAGAAUUCAAAUCCCGUCCUGUAGAUCUCGCUUACUUCCAAGCUUUUCACACUCAGUCUAUCACAUCAUUCAAGAUGAUGAUCACACGUAUAAUCUCCCCGAUCCUUCGCUUCGGCGAAUUUGUCUGUGCAACGAUCGUCCUGGGACUCAUCGGCUACUUCCUCCAUGAAAGGAACGAAACCGGGUUUGGUCCAAAGGGCCGUGAGAUCUACACGAUAGUCAUUGCUGCCCUCUCCACACUCCUCUCAAUCCUCUGGAUGGUCCCACUCACCACUCGCCUGUUGCUCUACCCGAUAGACUUCAUUCUUUCUUUCGCCUGGUUCUCCUCGUUCGGUGCCUUGAACAACUACACCAGCGACCUUGGCUGCGGAGGGUGGAUGGACUGGACUGGGAUCACUCGGGGUGACCAGUGCGGAAAGUGGAAGGCAACCCAGGCCUUCAGCUUCAUUGGGGCAUGCUUCUGGCUUGCGAGUGCGAUCUUGGGCAUCUUUAUGUUCCACAAGCGCCGCUCUGGUACUGAUGCCACAAACGGCACUACCAAGACUGGCGGUCGCCGCGGCCUCUUCGGUCGUAGGUCUCAGGUCUAAGUCGUACAGGCGAUCUGAAUAAGCCUGGAACUAGCCAAGGCAGCAAGGCUAUCAGGAUCAGAGCGCGUCGGAUAGUUCGGUGACCUGGGCGGUGGCCAUCCUUCUUCACUAAUGUACAAAACCAUGAGGCGGAGGCAGAGGGGCGUAAUACUUGCAAUACCUCGAAGCAGAUUCCUUUUUCAUCCUGCUGGUCUACUACGAGCGAGAAAUACCCGACGAUCGUUUAUGGGGUGAGGGAUAGGAGGCG